Messenger RNA from Anopheles funestus (African malaria mosquito), 2471 nucleotides. RefSeq lists its product as uncharacterized. The record is from RefSeq and is a predicted model, not a curated record. The coding region runs from base 816 to 1319 and encodes 167 amino acids. Lineage: Eukaryota; Metazoa; Arthropoda; Insecta; Diptera; Culicidae. The transcript is spliced from 2 exons.
UUCGGAACGACGUUGAGGCUGAGUGGAGCUGAGUGGUGGUGGUGGUAGAGUGUGUUUUUAUAUAUCCCUGGCCACGCUCAUCGCACGCUGCAGUUUAGCUCAGACAGUCGACCAACGUAACGGCAAGCGAACUUCAUUAAACAGUGCGAAACAACCAGUAAGAAGUGAAUAUUGCGUCGUUUUGGUAACCAGUUUUAACGUCCCACAGUUAAGCAUCGAAAUCAACGUGCGUGGCACCAAUGCAGUUGAAGUGAUUCUUUCCAAAAAAGCAUAAACAAAAGUGUCACCAAACGAAAAGUGAUGUUAUAAAUGUGAAAGUCUUGAGAUCGAACAGCAAUUGUUUACCAACAAAACGGAGUGCCAAAUGGCCUGUGGUUGCUAGUAGUGAAAGUGUGCUAAUAGUGAAUGCGGGUGAAGGCAACGGAUUUACUGAAGUAACCCAAUCUUAAUAAGCCACCACUAAUAAAGAAGCCAUUCUAUGGCGACACGACAGUGAAGCAUAAUUAAAGCGGAACGAUAGAGGACAAAACCCUCACUAUUGAAGCUCUAUAACCUUAUCCAAAGACAUUGUCCGGUGGAGGUUAAUCAUAUACACGCACUCAGAGACGAUUGCUGGUUAGGAAGAAACCGUACAAAAAACGACCAGCUCGCACCAAAAAAACCAUUUGAAAGGCAACCUUCAGUCGGAUUCGAAGGACCUACCUAGCGCGCGCUCUCUCUUCUUGCUUUGAAUGAACCAUCGUGUGUUGCUGUAAAAAAAAAGCGUCAUCUUAGUAUCCUUGACAACUGCACAACACAACCACAUCGCCGUCACCAUGGAUAUUUACUACAUGAGCGACAGCAUCCAAUACUCGUCGUUCCGCGGUCCGGUUUACCGGGACUACGAGAAGUUCCCGUACGGUACGCUCGAGAAUCCUCUGAACAAUCCCGUCUCCAAGACUAAGCAGCAGCAGCAACAGCGACGACACCACUCGAACACAAGCAGCAGCUCGAGCGCUCAAGCAAAACUUCUCAGCUACAUCGGCAAAUCUUCCUCGGCUGGUAAAUCGUCCAAGGAUGCUUGUCCAUUUUGCAAGGAGCAAAAGAAGCGACCGCUUGGUGCGUACAUGCGAAAGCGUGGCCAGCGCAUCACUACCGAAAGCAUCAGCGAGGACGCGGAAGAGUGCAUCGAUGAGCUGCGGGAGGAGGACGAGGAGGAGGACAUGUGUGCAUCGGCACGAGGCACAACAUUGUCCACCAGUCCGACCGGUAACCAUCAUCAGCACAUUACCGCUCCGGGUGUCGGAUUUAAUCGACAGGAAUCGAUCGAAAGCAAAUGAACCUGGUGAAAGCAAUCGAACGAUCGUAUGGAGAGGAUGUGAAGAAAGGAAUCAUUUAUUUAACGAGUGGCGUUUGCUGAUCAUUAGAUAUUACGAUAGAUGUUAAGUUAUUUCAUAUCGUUAUUCAUACGAUAGCGUAUUGUUUGGGAAUCGAAAGAGGUUUACUAAAACUAUUUCUAGCUUAAGUUUGGCAGAAAUAGGCUUCAACGCAUAAGUUUUAAAUGAGUAGAUCAUGUGUGGCAACUCAUAAUACGGCAUUGAGAGAAACGUUAAAAACGUUUGCUGGUGUGCAAAAACGAUAAUCAGUAGCGUAAAUUCAUUACCUUUUUUCACGAUCUGACUUUUUCAUAAGCCAGGCGGGCAGCAAAUAGAAGAAAACUCCCAGAAAGAGACAAACGUACCACUGUUAUUGUUGAUGCGAAAAGACUGAUCUAUAUUAAUAACUAUACACACCAGUUCACCUUCGAGAAUGGUUGGUGGAGAAGAUAUGAAAAUCAACGAUCUAUUUGCAACGUUUGUAUUUGCAGUAGAUACAUACCAGAGCACACGAAAAACAUUUUAAAUAAUAGCGAAAGGAGCGUGUUAGCAAAAUGUAUAGCGUUGAUUAACAGAAUGGAAUAUUGCAUUUCUCCAAUGGUGUAUAGUGUGGGAAUGGCUGAGUUUAUGCUUCCCUCCUACACGACUCACAGUGACAGAGAUCGUUCAAUUUUAUCAACACAUCCUAACUCAUUCGAUAUGCAUUUUAGCAUGUUGAAAUGGAGAACCUUUUUGCAGGGUACGUGCGUGUGUGCAAAGCGAUAUUUUUGCACAACCGAUCAAUGAUCGUGUGCUGGAGUGAUCUGCGUGAACGAAAGGGACACAAUUCUGCUUUCUGAGAGAGAAUCGCAAUGGAUGAAGAUUUGUUUCUGCACAACAGAUAACCAUUAUUUGCAUUACAGGUCUUGUGUCCUAAACGAAUUACCUAAACAUUGAUAAAGAAAACAUAACGAAAAAGAAACAUUUGUAAAUCCGAUCUAUUUACAAUCAGAUUUUAGUAUUUAACCGUAAGGUAAGAGGUUUGCUGUUUAGAAUCGUGUUACAUAUAUUUAGAGCUUUUUGUGAAUGUUUUAAUGAAGAAAAAUAAAUAUUAACCUUUACAAUAUUACACAGAAA